AUGUUUUUAUUUCUACUAUAUUGGUUUAACAGAAAGUUCCAUAUAGAUUCAAUUCCCCACCCAUUCCCACAAAAGAGAAAGUAGUCUGUCACCGUCUGAUUGUUUUAAGAGAAAAAAAAAGAAGAGAUAAGCACAACAGUAAAAUUUUAAAAUUAAACAACAUUAAGGGUCACUUUGCAUCUGGCAAGUGAGAAACUCUGCAGGAUAUGGCCGUGGGUCUAAAACGGAUAAACCAAGUUCACUCACAAAAUAGUGCAUGUAAUUAAAAGCAAAGAGAAGCCAGAGGAAGAGAGGACAAUCAAGAGAAAAAGAAAGUGUGAACUAUUUGUUUGAGCGUGUAGUGUGUAUGAAAGCCUUCUUACAUGAAUCUCAUCCCCUCAAAACAGCUGUACUUUAGGAAUAAAAACACUUACUACAGUUCGCAUUGAAUGCUUUUGAGGCUCUAGCAGCUCAGUUUCUGAGUCAAAGUGAAACCUGCUGUGGUUUAAUUCACAUCAGUUAAGUGGAAAACUGAAUCAGAUGAAUGUGGCUUCUGUUGAGUGGACAAACGUCUCGCUCCUUUUGCAUGAGUGCGGUUUAUUUACGUGCAAAAACAAGAGAUUAUUUUCCUUCAAGACAAACACUUUCCUUCCACUCAAAACAGAAAGGCUACAUUAUAAGUGAAUGCAUAAACAGUUAGAUUAGAUAUCCAUCAAACAAAAUUCAUGCAUUGGUAUGCAUUUGUGGUUCUAAAGGGUAAAGGGGUAUAAAGCCAGACUUCACAGAAGUUGGCUGAAGAUUUUUUUUUAAGAUCUGCUUGUCUCAUCGCAGGUAGUCUCAGCCUCAGACAUCACACCCACUGACUGUUGGAUGAACGUCUGAUGCAUAUGGCACACAAAAGUGGAAACGCUUCAGGAGUGUCGAAGUCCUCAUCAGAUUUGUUGAAUUCUACAGGAUUUCUGCGAGACGUGUGUGUCGUGUUCUUUAAAGUUCUGCCUGGAAACAAAGAUACCGUGGCACCAAACCCCCUCACGAAAGAAGAAAUACUAGUGUUUACAACUGUGUCAACGAGCGCUUAUCAGGAUCAACUAAAUGCAGGAUUUUCAAAAAGCUCAUCAGCCACUAAAUGACCUCAAACGAAGAUCUUUUUUUUUUUUUGGUUCUGUUGUUUAUUUCCUCUGAUUUUGUUCUGUUGUUUUUUUCCUCCUCUGAUUGGCGCUGCAAAUGAGAUCGUGUCAGCGAUGGAGGGAGAGUCGUUCACUCUCCGGACUGGUUUUACUGAAAGACAGGCCGAUCAAGACAUCGAGUGGAGGUUUGGAUCGAGCAGGACUUUGUUAACCAGUCACACGGUAUUCAGAGACAGACUGCAGCUCGACAGACAGACUGGAGAUCUCACCAUCACAAACAUCAAUAAUGAACACACUGGAGUUUAUGAACUAAAUGUUGCAAAUAAGGCCUUAAAAUUCAUUGUCACUGUUUAUGCUCCUGUGCCUGUUCCUGUCAUCACCAGAUACUCUCCUCAGUGUUCAUCAUCAUCAUCAUCAUCAUCAUCAUCAUCAUCAUCAUCAUCAUUAGAGUUGAAAAGUGUGCUGUUGUGUUCAGUGGUGAAUGUGAGUCACGUGACUCUCUCCUGGUACAAAGGAAACAGUUUAUUGUCCAGCAUCAGUGAGUCUGAUUUCAGGAUCAGUCUCUCUCUUCCUCUGGAGGUGGAGUAUCAGGAUAUAAACACCUACAGCUGUGUGAUUAAAAAUCCUGUCAGCACCCAGACCACACAUCUGGACAUCGAUCAACUCUGUCAGACAUGUUCAGAUUGUGACUACUACUGGAGUCAAACGGCUGAAGCUGUGAUCCGAUUGGUCGUCUCUGCUGUGGUGGGAGUGGCUGCUGUUGCUGCUGUUGUUGUACUAGUUUAUGACAUCAGAUCCAGAAGAGCUGGACUAGAGUGGAAAUUCACUAAACAGUAAUGUACCUUGUAUUAUAAAACAAGAAUAAACAAUAUGUUUAUUUCGGUCACUUCCAUUGGUUCAAAACAUUAUAUAUCAGUCUAUUCCAUGAUCUCCAGUCUGGUUUAGAAAAUGAAAUCCUGAUCUUGACCAACUCCUAUUAUCAGUUUGAUUGAUUGUUUUAAAUUUUUGAUUGAUUGUUUUUAAUGUUUAAUGUUUGAAAAUAAGAUUUUAGUUGUUUUUUUUCUGUCCUGUUUUUUUAAGCUUGUAUGGUCAAGAAAACUGGCAAUGAAAUGUUUUAUUUGGAAGAUGAUUUUAUGUACAUUUUUUGCUAUUGACUGUUCAAACGUGGAGUUUUGUGUAUUUUGUGUGUGUGAGAGAUAGGGUCACACAGUGGAGUCAGCUUUCUUAACUGUUUGUGGCUUGUAUAUACUGCAAACACAUAUGAGCUUCAUCACAGGGUCUGUCACGCUCCUUUCAGGCUUUAACGGAUGAUAAAACUAAGGAUAUUAUACUGUCUUUACAUUUAUUUUGAAAGAUGAAGUUCGCGAUUAUGUAAAGGUGCGUUACAUUUCUGAUGAGUGCUUGCAGUGUUCAGCCAAUCACAAUACACUUGGUCAGUUGGCCAAUCAGAGCAGACUGCGCUUUUCAGAAGAAGGGACUUUGUAGAAAAUGGUGUGUUUGA
Molecule: messenger RNA, 2607 nt
Organism: Carassius gibelio (silver crucian carp)
Lineage: Eukaryota; Metazoa; Chordata; Actinopteri; Cypriniformes; Cyprinidae
Exons: 5
Coding region: 1221-1943 (240 amino acids)
Source: RefSeq, a predicted model, not a curated record